AUGAGGAAAAAACAAAUGAAAAUCUGCUUGGUGAUAGUAAUUCUGUUCAUUCGGAGCGAGUCCGAAGCUGCCGCCACCGCCACCACUACCACCCCCGCAGCCACAGUCGCUCGCGACAAGAGAAUAAUCGGCGGCGUCGAGGCGGCCGACUCUUGGCAUCCGUAUCAGGCCUACCUGAGGCGCAAUGGCUGGUCGAACAAGUGGUUCCCCGGCUGGUUCGUCUCCUGGUACCCGACCUGGUUCGCCUCGGACUACUGCUGCGGCGCGUCCAUCAUCAGCGAGCGUUACCUGCUCACCGCGGCUCAUUGCGUAUCAGUUAACGUCAACGUCGGCGACUUUGAGGUGGUCGUAGGCACCAACGAGAUCGGCGAUCCCUACGCCUGGAUCUACGUCGCCGAGUACUUUGCCAUUCACUCGGAUUACGAGCGAGGCGGCCUGCCCGAAAACGACAUCGCGGUGAUUCGGGUCCAGGGCAGCAUACAGUUCAACGACAGGGUGCAGCCGAUCAGAUUGCCACCCGCGGACUACGAGAUCCCGGACGAGAGUCUGGUGACGGUGACGGGUUGGGGCUCCCUUCAGAUAGAGGGUGGCAUCAAGCCGAGCCGCCUGCAAAUGGCUCGAAUGAAGGUCCAGAAUCACGAGAAGUGCACCGACAUCUGGGACAGCGCCUACAACGAGUUCCUCGCCAAUCCUUACAACAUGGUGUCCGUGAUCAAGGACGGCAUGAUCUGCCUCGAGCGCACCACCGCCGAGCAAAUGUGCGACGGUGACUCGGGCAGUCCGGUGGUCGACGAAGACGGCUAUCAGAUCGGGAUCAUAACUUUCGGCGGCGAGUGCGGACCGUACAACGAUCUGCCGGACGUCGCCAUGAGGAUCACGCACUACGUCGACUGGAUUAUGGCCAGCAUGCAGAUCCUCGAGUUCGCCCAAGUUUUUACCGGAUAG
Molecule: messenger RNA, 945 nt
Organism: Trichogramma pretiosum
Lineage: Eukaryota; Metazoa; Arthropoda; Insecta; Hymenoptera; Trichogrammatidae
Product: chymotrypsin-1-like
Exons: 6
Coding region: 1-945 (314 amino acids)
Biological process (GO): proteolysis
Molecular function (GO): serine-type endopeptidase activity
Source: RefSeq, a predicted model, not a curated record